GAUGCUUCCAGCCAGUGGCCAGGCAGGGCCCAUACCCCCAGGCUACUUCAUCCACCCUGACACGGGACGGGUGCUGCCCGAGGCUGGAAAUCUGGGAUAUGAUGUGCAGGAAGCGACCCUGGUGCCCACCACUGACCGCAGUUCUGGUGGCGUCCGAACCUCAGAAGCUGCCAUCCUCCCCUACGUGCCCUACCCGCCCUGUCUUGCCACAGGCUCCCUGCCAGCCAUCCGCCUGCCUGUCCUGCAGCUGAGACGGACAUCACAGUCAGGGGCUCUCAUGACGGACCCCAUAACGGGCAUCGAGGUGCCCGUGCUGGCUGUGACUCUGCACCUGCAAACGAGGCAGUGGCUCACUCUUGGGGGGACGUACCACAAUCCGCUUACCCAGACUCUGGCCCCUUUGGAGCUGGGGGGCCCCAUGGAGGAUCCGGUCACAGGAGGCAUCUCGCCGAUCCUGGGAGUCGGGCUGGAUGAAAACACAGGUCAGGUGCUUGCACUGGGAGGACUGCGAGAUGCCUCGGGGAACCUCCUGCUGCCUGGUGACAGCUUUGUGGAGCCACUGAGCAGGAAGCCAGUCCGGCUCCAGGGGGCUUCCCGACAGGAGGGCCGGACUGUGCCCCAUACAGGAGGGCCCCAGGACCUGCUGGACGCCAACGUGCUGGCAGCCCAGAGCCGAGUGAUUGCAGUGCUCCGGAGCUCCCAGGAGAUGCCAGGGCCGAGGGCACAGGGGCUCCUGGAGGCUGCCGUCAAGGACAUGAGACAGGCGCUGGCCCUGAGCCUGCACCACCUCCUGCAGCAGGCCUGGCGGCUACAGAGACAGCAAAAAGCAGCGGAGAACCUGGAGGCCAGCGGCGGCAGGAUAGGGGCGAUGCGCUAUCCGGGGACAGCGCUGUGGGUCCCGGCCCUGUAUGGGAUGGAGAUCCCAGACCCUGCGGGCUCAGGGCUCAUGGUGCCCGUCCUGGGCAUGGAGAGUGACGGGGAUGCUGGCCAUGCCACACCCGUGGCAGGUUCGAUGGAAGACGCGGAUGGCAAAGGUCUGGUCCCAAUUGCAAUUGGGGCACAAGCCAUAGACCCCUUGACUGGGGAACCCGGUCCCGUCGUUGGCGCUCAAACGGACCCUUCCACUGGGAUUGUGGUGCCUGUUGUCCAGGUGCUGGAGGCCUUACCCCGGGGAGUGAGAGACCCUGGUCUGCUGGACACCCUGGAGAAGGAGCUGAGGGCGCGGGAGCAGUACUGGCACUGCCAGGAGCAGGAAGAGGGUCGGCUGGCGGAAGAGCUGGGCGCUGCAAGCCCGGGACUGCUCUCCACGCCCGGCGAAAUCCCAGGACUGCGGCUGAGGGCCGCUGAGGAGGCCUGCAGAGCCCUGGAGGCCCGCUGCCUACAGGAGACCCAGAGGAGAGCCGGAGCCCUGAGCGGCCAGAGCAGCAAGAGAGAGCGGGACCUGCUCGCUCAAGCGGACAGAGAGGAGUGGGAGCAGGAGGCGCGGGUGAUGCUGAGCCUGCAGCAAGUCCUGCAGAGUUUAGGGCAGGCCGCGGAAAAGCUCAGGCAAGCGGUAGGCCGGCUGCGGGGCCAGGAGGAGGAGAUGCGGCUCCAGUGCAGCAGGGGUCAGAGCCCGCAGGUCUGGGGCCGCUCCAGGAAGGUGGUCCAGCAUCUCUCCAAUGAGCUUCAGGAGGUGGUGAGGGAGAGGCAGAGCGCCCUGGAUAGGGCCCUUGGUCAGCUGCAGUACCAGCGGGAGCUGAGCCGCCUCCAACUCUUGCACAUCCAGAUUGUUGCCUCGGGGACCCCUGUGUGUUUGGAGAAUUACCCUGGAGACAGGUUUUAUGGAACCAUCACCACUUCUCCCAGGGACCAGGCUGCUGCCUGCCCCCUGUUGAUUCCUUUCCUGAAGAGCCUCACUGCAGCACUAAUGGGAGAUCAAGGCCACGGCCUAGGACUGGAGGAUGGGGGACCAGGAACAGAUGCAGAUAAAGUUGACAUCACAUGGACCUCACCACUCUUCUCUGCCCUGAGGAAAGUAGACAUCAGGUCCCAAGCUCUCAGGGAUGAAGCUGAACUGCAAGGACAGGUGCAUCACAAACCAGCCCUCAAAAGCUCUUUGCAAGAUCUCCCCAAACCUCAGAUAACGCAGAAGGAAGAGCUGAUAACUGUGCCGUCCACAGACCUCUCUGCCAGGGAAUUCGUGGUUUACCAGCAUGGCCUCUCCAUCCUACACCUCCUCAUCCCCCAGCUUCAGGCUCCAGAAAUCACCCUGCAGAUUGCUUCUUGUCUUCCUGCCAUGGAAGCCUCAGACAAUGCCUUCCAAGGUUCCUUCUUCUAUCAGGAGAGAGUGUUUGGCGUCAGUGGGAAGUUUUGUUCUGCUGUUGAUCCACUGCCUGGCCCACGUCGCUGCCGAUGACCUCCACCAGGACUCCAACCCUGCCUUUCUGAGGUCAUUUUACAAGGGGCUGCAGGCCUAUUUCAGGGAAGCAUUCUCUAUCACUCUACAAAUGUUGACAGUUUCCCAGGACAGUAAACUUGGCCAAAACAUAAGUGCUCUUCUGCUGGGAGAGCAGCCCGUCUCUGAAAGAGGAAGA
Messenger RNA from Cervus elaphus (red deer), 2573 nucleotides. RefSeq lists its product as uncharacterized. The transcript is spliced from 15 exons. The record is from RefSeq and is a predicted model, not a curated record. NCBI's taxonomy places the organism in Eukaryota, Metazoa, Chordata, Mammalia, Artiodactyla, Cervidae. Bases 2 to 2395 code for a protein of 797 amino acids.